Molecule: messenger RNA, 2235 nt
Organism: Rhizophagus irregularis DAOM 181602=DAOM 197198
Lineage: Eukaryota; Fungi; Glomeromycota; Glomeromycetes; Glomerales; Glomeraceae
Source: RefSeq, a predicted model, not a curated record
AUGAGUUUUAAUAUCGGAAAAAAAUUUUCAAAAAAAUUCCUUAAAAAUAUAGAAAAAUCUCAUCGUUCGGUGACUAACGAAGAAGACAUAUACUUUACAUAUUCUUCACCAAAUACAGUUAAAAAUAUGUCUAACAGUAAACCCAAUAAUAACACUGUAACCAGUAUCGAUAAAGUAUCUACGGACUGUCCUAUGGAAGAAGUAAUAGCUACCUCUUCAACUCAUGACCUUUCUCACAGCGAAAUUGAACUCACAUCACGUGACUCAAUAAAAAAUGAUACUCACAAGCAAACACCAAUCAAAGAUAAAUUGACUAAUAUGGAAGAAGAUCCCUCAGAACCUAACCCAGAUAAAGGAAAAUCACCGGAAUCACAAACAGCCACACAAACAAACUUGCCAAAUGCGAUUCCAAUGACCGUGCUAACUGAUAUUUUUACACAAACAUCACAAGCUUCUAACAAAGCACACAAAGGAUUUAUUCCCAGAGAUAGUUUUAAACCUGAACUCUCUAACAACGAAAUCAUUAACUUACUAAAAACGGCAUUUAUCCGUGACAGUAACGCCUUUAAAUUUGAAUCUAAUACAACUUCCACAUACAAAUAUUUCACUAUAUACUUUAGAACACGUGACUCGCUUAACUACUACAUAGAAAAGAGUCCCAACAACCUUAAACAAGUUAAAAUAUACGAAUUAACCAAUGAAGCUAUCAACACAUUACUGGAUAAAAAAUUCGCUGAUUUGGACUCAGCAGUCAUAAAAAUCAUGGACAUACCUUAUAAUUACGACACAACAAUGCUUAUCAAACACCUCGCUAUUAAAACCGGCAGCAACAUCAUAGACCAAAAAGAGCUCAAAAAGCCACAAAGAAAAUUACCUAACCGCAACAAUCGCGGACGCCCAAUUUUCAUCAAACCUGCAUACAAACAACUAAUCGUACGCUUCGAUAAACAAUCUGCCUAUGACUAUUUCAUGAAAGAAAACUAUUGGAGCCUAGAAAUAGAAAAUUUCGUAGUAAGAAUUUUACCAGGCAAUCAAAACGAUCCCGAAUUUCAAAAACGCACCAGUAAAUAUUUUAAAAUUACUGGACUACCGCUUAACACCACUGCUACGGAUCUUGAUCCACUUAUCAAACACAUUUAUGGACGUACUUGUACGUUUACACAAACUACUCGAUACUCAACCAUGAAAAAUGCCUACAUAUACGUUUCACCAGAGAAUUAUCCUGAUAACGCAACGGGAGGAGCAUCAUCACAAUUAGCUAACCACACCAUCUUCAUCAUCCCAGGGCACAUAUCAGCCAAAACAUGCAACACUUGUGGAUCACCGUUACACAUUUCUCAAAACUGUGACGAUAAGAACUUCAAAACAACAAGUGACAACCGUAAACUCUAUAACAAAAGAUUCAUUGAUAGAAAAGAAGAAAAAAUCACAAUCCACGAAAACACCAGAAAUAGAUACAACCACGUGAUUUCCCUUAACUCCAACAAAAAUUCAAAUUCAUCUCAAACAAAUAACAAACGCUCAUCACCACAAACAGAUAACCGCUAUAAAAAACUACAACCUAAUAAUUUACAAUACCCCCGUCAAACAAGACACCCGUACAACAAAACACACAACAUAAAUGAUAUUAACAACUGGGACGAACCCUCCAUGUCUACCCCCAUAACCUGCAUCAAAAAUACGUCAAAUGAUGAGACAGACAAAAGAAUUACGGAACUUGAAAAACAAGUCCAAAGUCUCCUAAAAAAUAUUAAAUCUUUACAAGAAAGUAAAAUUACAACGGAUAAAUCGAUCGCGGACAUCCAUCACAACACUAACCUAAUGAACACAUCACUCACGAAAGUGAACAUACGACUAGACAAAUACGACACAAUCAUUGAACAUCUCACCACUAACAUCAAUUUACUUAGCAAGAAAGAAAUUUCAUCCACCCAAGAACGUCCUCGCAAAAUAUCCAAAAAAGCUACACCAUAUGAUCAAACUUCAUAUAGAUCAACCAAAUCCAAAUAUAACCUUAGAAAUAACAAAGAAUACAACAAUUCAGCCGAUGAUAGUGAAUUCGUUCCGGCAACAGAAGAUGACACUGACAUCCCUGAUGACAAUGCUAUGUCGGAUGGUGCCGUCUUUGAAGGCAUAAUUGACAAAACACUAGACGAACCCGUGAAAAAUGACACUUUCACCGUUAAAUCUUAUAACCCAUUGAACCUCCUCCCGAGCUUCAACGCGACACGUUAA